UCCCUAUGGAAAUUGCUUCCGUGUCGUGCUUCCAUGGAGGGGCAAAGAUCCUUUUUGGUACAAAAGGCAGUUUGGGGAUCGCAUCUCCCACCUUUUGGAUGCAGCCUCUGCUAUAGCAAGGUGAGGACCUCUCUACUCCUCACUAGCACUGCAGGACCAUUUAAAAUGCCGCAUGUAGCUGGGACUCUAGAGCGAACCUAGGCCAGUGAAAUGUGAUUAUUGGAGUUAGAAUUUUGCCGAGACACCACAUGGCAGAGCGUUACAAUUGCGAAAAGUACUGUGAGAUCGUUAAUGAUUUUCAGGAUCCCUGUGGCAUGUUACCAGGAGGGCAACACAGUACCUCUUAAUGUCAUGCAAUCUCAAUAAUUUAGUGUUCACCGAGGUCUUGUAUUGACUACGGACUUAGACAGCGUGUGCUCGGCAUGUGCAAAUGAACUCUUGGAAUUAGUGUUUACGUGGUGCUGCAGAAAUUCAGUAGAGCUGUUUCAUCUCUGUGAUUAUGCAACUUAAACACUGGCAAGAAGAAACAAUGCUGAGAUGCAAAUUCUUGCAACCUGUCAAUUUGCUGCCUCCGUGUAUCAUGUGAUAGAGCAAUUACUUGGGCUAAAGAGAUGGCUUUAUAUAUUUGAGGCUCAAAUGUAGCUUUUGCAGAGCACCACUCCAUUUUGCUUUGUAAAAUAUUGAUAUUCCCAUCAAUUUUGAAACCAUUACUGCGAAAGCUUUACGGGAGAGGAUUUGGGGAUUUCCAGUACCUUGAUUAUAGCUCUAAAAUUACAGAUCUGCAGGGCUGUGCUGGAAUUGGGCAGUGGAACCGAUUAUAAACAAAAGUGAACCCGGUUCAUCUCUAUUGCAUUUAGGAAAAAGAAUGGGGGAAAAAUUAACGCAUGAGUAAAUUAGGUUUCUAAUAUAUUAGCAGCAUGUUGGAUAGUAACAACACAAAGAUCAGUUUGAUCUGUUGUUUCUUUGUGUUACGGUUGUUUGUUUUUCUUUAUUUCUGAGGCAGUCCUGUUCUUUCCUGAGUGCUCCCUGCUAGGGCGUUCCUGUACCUCUGUGGAAAAUGGAAACAGCAACUUUGGACUUGUUCAUAGCCGUGCGUAGCUUUUGACACUGGGACUUCUCAGAGGUGGCAGAGGCUUUCAGCCCCGGUAUCGUACUUAGGACAGCUGAAACGUGCUAGUGGAUUAAUGGAUUUAAGCUAUAGUUUCAGAGGUUUCGAAUUGAAAACUGAACGUUUACUUAUUUAAGUCAGGUACAGCUCUUCAGUCCUUCUGAAAAGGAAACCUGAAGAAAACUACCCAACUGCUAUGGAAAAGAAAAGAAUUCUGAUCGCCUGCAGCCUGCUCUGAAGUGGGACAGAAUGGCUUGGAGCUGACCUGCGAGAGAAGUGGGAUUCCUGAAGAAUGAAAAAGAUAAUGCAUUGCUGUCAGCCAUUGAAGAGUCUAGGAAGAGGACCUUCGCUAUGGCUGAGGAGUAUCACCGAGAAUCAAUGCUGGUUGAAUGGGAACAGGUGAAACAACGGAUUCUUCAUACUCUGCUUGCAUCAGGGGAAGAUGCCCUUGAUUUUACCCAGGAAAAUGAGCCUAGCUGUGUUGGUGAGGUGGGCCCUCCAGGUCGCAGCUCUUUGGACAACGUGGAGAUGGCGUAUGCUCGACAGAUUUACAUUUAUAACGAGAAGAUAGUGAAUGGACAUCUGCAGCCUAACCUGGUAGACCUUUGUGCUGCCGUUGCAGAACUGGAUGAUAAGAACAUCUCUGAGAUGUGGGCCAUGGUGAAAGAAAUGACCGACGUUACUCUGGUUCCUGCUAGCGAUCCCUUGAAAGUCCGGACCAACAUGGAGGUGCGUAUGGAGUUCGUGAGGCAGGCUCUGCGCUACCUCGAACAAAGUUACAAGAAUUACACCUUUGUGACGGUGUUUGGAAACUUGCACCAGGCUCAGCUGGGUGGAGUUCCUGGGACUUACCAACUAGUUCGCAGUUUCUUGAACAUCAAACUCCCUGCACCCGUCCCUGGUCUCCAGGAUGGUGAGGUGGAAGGCCAUCCUGUUUGGGCACUGAUUUACUACUGCAUGCGCUGUGGCGAUUUGACUGCAGCCAUGCAUGUGGUGAAGCGAGCACAGCACCAGCUGGGAGAGUUUAAAACCUGGUUCCAGGAAUACAUGCACAGUAAAGAUAAAAGAUUAUCCCCUGCCACAGAAAAUAAACUACGUCUCCAUUAUAGACGAGCUCUGAGGAAUAAUACUGACCCAUACAAAAGGGCUGUUUAUUGUAUUAUCGGCCGUUGUGACAUUACAGAUAACCAGAGUGAAGUUGCUGAUAAAACGGAAGAUUACCUUUGGCUAAAACUGAACCAAGUGUGCUUUGAUGAUAAUGGCACGAGUUCUCCGCAGGAUCGAUUAACAUUGUCACAGUUCCAGAAGCAGCUGCUAGAGGACUACGGUGAAUCACAUUUUGCAGUGAAUCAGCAGCCUUUCCUCUACUUCCAAGUAUUGUUCUUGACAGCACAGUUUGAAGCUGCAAUCGCUUUUCUCUUUCGGACAGAGCACUUGCGUUGUCAUGCUGUUCAUGUUGCUUUGGUCAUGUUUGAAUUAAAAUUGCUCCUGAAAUCUUCUGGGCAAAGUGCACAGCUAUUAAGCCAUGAGGCUGGUGACCCUCCUGGCAUCAGGCGUCUUAAUUUUGCACGGCUUUUGAUGCUUUACACCCGUAAAUUUGAAUCAACGGAUCCAAGAGAAGCUCUGCAGUAUUUUUACUUUCUCAGGAAUGAGAAGGACAGCCAAGGAGAAAAUAUGUUCCUGCGUUGUGUUAGUGAACUCGUAAUUGAAAGCAGAGAGUUUGAUAUGAUUCUUGGAAAGCUGGAAAACGAUGGCAGUAGAAAGCCUGGAGUGAUAGACAAGUUUACUAGUGACACGAAACCUAUUAUUAACAAAGUGGCUUCUGCAGCAGAAAACAAAGGAUUGUUUGAAGAAGCUGCAAAACUCUAUGACCUUGCAAAGAACCCAGACAAAGUUUUGGAACUGAUGAACAAGCUCCUCAGUCCUGUCGUUCCCCAGAUUGGCACUCCCCAGUCCAACAAAGAACGGCUGAAGAACAUGGCCCAUUCCAUUGCUGAGAGGUACAAAGCUCAGGGGAUAAGCGCAAAGAAAUCCAUUGACUCCACGUUCUACCUUCUGCUAGACUUAAUCACCUUUUUUGAUGAAUAUCAUGCUGGUCACGUUGACAGGGCCUUUGAUAUUAUUGAACGCCUAAAGCUUGUACCUCUUAGCCAAGACUGUGUGGAGGAGAGAGUUGCUGCCUUCAGGAACUUCAGCGAUGAAAUCAGGCACAAUUUAUCUGAGGUCCUGCUUGCAACCAUGAAUAUUUUAUUCACCCAGUAUAAGAGGAUGAAAGGCACAAGCCCAGCCACUCCUGCCAGACCCCAGCGGGUAAUGGAAGACAGAGAUUCGCAACUUCGAUCUCAAGCUCGGGCACUGAUAACGUUUGCUGGAAUGAUCCCUUACAGAACAUCCGGAGACACGAACGCCAGACUGGUGCAAAUGGAGGUCCUUAUGAAUUAGCAGAAUUAUUUUGCUUAGGGUUCCAGCAUCCUGUGCCUGCCUUGAGUACAUCAGGAGGGUGGGACCAGUAUUGUUUUGUAUUCUGUAUUUUUGUUGAUGGAAAUAAAUUACUUUGAUUUCU
Messenger RNA from Struthio camelus australis, 3671 nucleotides. It is a transcript of the gene NUP93, whose product is annotated as nucleoporin 93. Lineage: Eukaryota; Metazoa; Chordata; Aves; Struthioniformes; Struthionidae. Gene Ontology annotation, molecular function: structural constituent of nuclear pore. Gene Ontology annotation, cellular component: nuclear pore. Gene Ontology annotation, biological process: protein import into nucleus; poly(A)+ mRNA export from nucleus. The record is from RefSeq and is a predicted model, not a curated record.